This is a messenger RNA of Fulvia fulva, 1173 nucleotides long. RefSeq names its product Iron transport multicopper oxidase FET3. Gene Ontology annotation, molecular function: oxidoreductase activity; copper ion binding. NCBI's taxonomy places the organism in Eukaryota, Fungi, Ascomycota, Dothideomycetes, Mycosphaerellales, Mycosphaerellaceae. Bases 1 to 1173 code for a protein of 390 amino acids. The transcript is spliced from 3 exons. The record is from RefSeq and is a predicted model, not a curated record.
AUGGCGUACAACAGAAUGGAUGGAGCAGCGGGCAUCACUCAAGCUCCCAUAGAGCCCGGUCACGAUUUCACGUACGAUUUCACUAUUGGUGCUGACGAGCAGGGCACUUUCUGGUGGCAUGCGCACGAUGGUGCUCAGCGAGCUGAUGGGCUGUACGGUGGCUUUGUUGUUCAUGAGCCUUCCCGGCAGGACGUUGGUCAAGUCCUGGAUGCCGAACAUCUACUUCUACUUGGUGACUGGUACCACCGUUCGGCAGAAGACGCUCUGCAUUAUUCCAUGCACCCUGGCGCGUUUGGCCUUGAAAGUGUUCCAGACUCCGUUCUCGUGAAUGGCUUUGGUUCCUAUGCAUGCGCUGAUGCAGUGCCUGCCCGCCCUGUAGACUGUAUCGACAGCAAGCACAUCGCGAGCAGUCUCAAUCUGGAUGUCUCCAAGCGCAACGUACUUCGCAUUGUCAAUGUCGGCGUUUAUGCUGGCGUCAGUAUGAGUCUAGUAGGGAGUCUGCUGACACCACUCAGAGUGGACGCAGGUCGUCCGAUCUCGGCGGCUGCCUCGAAAAGUGUUGGUGUGCUGCAUCCCGGCGAGCGCAUGGAUCUUCUGGUCCAACACCAGCAAGAUGAGGCAGACCAGCUACGGAGUUUGAUCGUCGCUUUGGACGACACCCGUUUAAAACCAAAUUCCAGGCAUGAAAGUGCGGUAUAUGAGACCUUCGAUAUUCAAAACGUCGAACCUGCCCAUAACCAAGCUAGCUCACUGCCUGCACAGGCCGACCACACAAUUGUCCUGUACACCUUGACGCAAAAAUUGGCCCACCUUGACAACGAACCGCGAGGAUUCAUCAACCACUCAACAUGGGCAAGACCGUCACUGCCAUUAGUCGACCUGCCCAGAUCACAAUGGGAGAAGACACUUUUCGUGUCACAAAUCAAGUACAACUCCGCAUCUCCACUCUGUGUUGACAUCGUGCUGAACAAUCUGGACGAGGACUGGCACCCGUUUCACUUGCACGGCCACGACUUCUGGGUACUGUCGACCUACUCUUCGAAUCUCAACUGGGGGUCUUACAACCCAUACGAAGACGCAACUCCGCCCGGCGGGCAGUAUGUGCUUGCCAGUGCGGUGAAGAAGGACACCUUCGAUGUACCACGCCGUGGCUAUGCUGUGCAUGGCUGGUAA